UUUUUUUUUUUCUCCAUUUCAUCCUUUAAUGGGAAACAUUUACGAUAUUUGUACAUACAUACAAGCAACGGACCUCAUUUGUCUUUAUGUUCAAAUAAAACUAUUACAAGGGUGGAAGUAUGAAGUUAGUAAAUUAUGGCGAGUCAAAGAAAAUGGCAACUUGUACCAUAAACUUGAUAAAGAUUAUGCAGUAAUGAGUAUUAUUUAUUAACACUGGUGAAUCAUAAAAUAUAUUUAAUGCAGAAUGAUGCUUUAGAGAAUAGUGUGUGUAUUUAGACAUGGAAGAGGGUUUGUGUAUAAAAGAGUCUGUUAUUACUACUAAGACUUUAAAAUAUUUUUUUAACCUUCAGUCUAGUGUUCCAGGUUUAGGUUAAGUUGGCAUGGAAACUUUGGGGUCAAUUAUUUUAGACAGUUUCUCCUGCAAGCUUAUUGAUAUUGAAAAGUAAUGCAUAACAUUUUUGCUAAGUAAUGUAGUGGAAUAGCAUGAUUCAUUUCUUAUAGAAUAAGAAGCAAAAACAUGCUUUGGUAUAGCAGUAGAUUUUAGACAGCCAUAGACUGUACCUGCAAGAAUGCUUAACAUUGGUUGAGGUCUGUUUCUUUCUUUAUUUCAGGUGCUAUCAUGCUAGUCUGAGGUGAUUGUGGGUGGUGGUGGUGGUGGCAGACCUAAUUUCCUUCAACACUAACACUCCCUUCUCAAACUUCUUCCUACUGACAACUGUCACCUCUCAUUUCUAGAUCUUUACCCACUCUUGUUUGCUCCAAGAACCUUGCAUACCUUCAUCAUGCAGGUGAAACAAAGUCUUAGGAAGAAAGGGAAGUCAGAGACUCCUGUGGUUCCCAAGAAGAGUGCGCAGAAAUCCACCAAGAAAGAGUCUCCUAACAAGAAGAAAGCUUCGGAGCCUGAGAGCGUAACGGACGUUGCUGACGACACCAGUACUAUUUCAGCUAACAUCAAUGCUAAAAAGAGAAAAGUCAAGGAAGAGCCUAAGACGUACAACGCUUCGAAAAAACCAAGAGUGGAGAAGGCUACCGAGAAGCAAACCCCAGAAAAGAAGAAAAGUGAAUCAAAGCCCAUCAUUACUGCCAAUAAUGCAGAAAAGAAUGGAAUUUCUCCACACCCAAAAAGACCAAAGAGACAAGUAAAAACAGCAAAAGGUAAGGCAGAGAAAUCUCCCAAAAACACAAAACAAUCAGACAAACUUCAAGAAAAAGGCGACAAAGGCUCAGCAGUCUCUUCUCAAGAUUUCUCUGACAAAGAAAACUCUGCAAAUUUGAUCAAACAUGCUGAUCUAUCAAACGAAGAUGAUGAAGGCAGCGAAACUGAAGAUGACCUUGACCCACUGUCUGAAAAUGAUUUGGAUGUUGAUGUAGAGGACACAGAUGAUUCUGCUUUACCAGAUAAAGAUGCCAAGGAUCCUGCUGAAGAUCACAUUGCAUACUUGGAAGAAUUUGAAUUAGACAAGAACAACAAACCCAAAAGAUUUAAAUGUACUAUAUGUGGUAAAUGCUCUAGUGCCAAAUCUGACCUAAUCAAACAUAUCCGAAUCCAUACGGGGGAUAGGCCGUAUAAAUGUAAGAUUUGUAACGCUAGUUUUAUCCAAGUAACAGCUUUCCAUGGGCACAUUACCAUCCAUACAGGAGAAAAACCAUUUAAGUGUGAUCUCUGUAGAAAAUCAUUUGCUAUAAAAGAUCGGCUCAGGCUCCACAUGAGAAUUCAUACUGGAGAAAAGCCCCAUAAGUGUAGUCAGUGCAACUUGACCUUCGCUCGUCGCAGCCAAGUGACACAGCAUCAACGGGUCCACACGGGUAAAAAGGACUAUCAGUGCACGGAAUGCAAUGCUCGCUUUGCUUCGUAUCACACGCUCAAAGGCCAUGUGAUGGCACAUCGUGGCGUCAAGGAAUUCCAGUGUGGAGCGUGUGGUAAGAAGUUUAUCCGCGUGGAAGGAAUGUACAAGCACAUCCGCACAGUGCACCGUGGGUCUAGGCCUUAUACUUGUGAGAUCUGUGGAAAAGCAUUCAAAGGACAUUUAAGACAACAUAUGAGAUUGCAUUUAGGUAUGAGACCUUAUCAGUGUUCUACUUGUGGUUCCUCCUUCACACAAAAUUCACAGCUGACUGUCCACAUGAGAAUUCACACUGGAGAACGCCCCUACAAGUGUCAAAUCUGCGGAGCGGCAUUCGCUCAUUCUUCUGCCUGUAAGAUUCAUAUGCGGUCUCACACGGGAGAAAAACCAUUUUCCUGUAUACUCUGCUCUGCUGCAUUUGCACAGCUUCCUCACCUCAAGAAACAUAUGAAAUGUGUUCACAAUGCUACAAAACCCUACCUCUGCAAGCUAUGCAAAGAAUACUUCCAGACACAGAGCGAGUUAGAGGCACACAAUCGCGAUGCACACGGCAUAGCAAAAACUGCAGAGGAAGAAGCCGAGGAGAUUGUGGAAGAGGCAUCCCUAGCUCGGCUCAGAAAUCGACUGGCCGUGCUGCUCUACCGCAUAUCCUCUGAGGAGCGUCGCUGCAAGUUUGGCUUCGGGUCCCUCCUUGUGGAUGAAGUUCUGAAAUUGUCGCUUCAGUCCUCCGGCCACGAACCUUUCGAGGACCCUUCAUUGUCACGUCUGGAUGAACUGCGGAAAAAUGUGUUAUUACUUUUGCAGUGGACCAUACCAAAAGAUACCAUGGAAGAAUAUCAUAAAAACAACAUGACAGUCGAUGAAGUUCUUGAUAUGUUAACUACUUAAUAGUGUCAAAUUUAGGUUUUGUGUAUUUUAGUUUUUUAUCUCGGUGUGAUGGAAAGUGAGAAAGGAAAACUGAAAGUUUUAUUACAAAAUUCCGUAGCAAAGCUUUAUUCAAUCUGGCUUUCAUAUAGUCUGUGUAAGUAUGUGAUUCAGGGAAGCCAUUUUAUGUGCAAUUUCGCCUUACACAUUUGCAUCGGCACCUUGGAAAAUCAAAAAAGAACUAAAGUCAAAUAAUUUGACAUGAAUGAUCGUAGUUCAUGUCUGUGUAGGCUAUUUAUUUAUUCAAAGUUAUUCAUUUGUAUAAAUCAGGUUUUGUGUUGUAUAGUAGUAAGGAGUUAUAUUUAAAUAUGCAGUAUAAAAUGUAUAUUAUUAUUUAUUACUCAAUCCAUGAAUUCAUUGUGGCCAUAUCAGAGAUCAGCAAAUCCUUCCUGUCUAGUCGAGUUUGUAUGGGAAUGCUGGCUCUCUUUAUUAAUAGUUUUAUGACUGUUCUCGGACCAAAUUCUUUCUGUUUGAGUCAGACAACAUAAAAAAUUAACGGCAGUUUUGUGUAUCAACAAAUUUGUGAAUAUAGUAUUUCAUAUGGAAAGAAUUUUGUCCUAAACGUAAUAUUAUAAGCAUAUAACUGUGUUCUGAACCGUAUCAUCGUGUUCUUUGUCAAUUUGUCUAGUCCAUUUGGUGCCAAUAUGAAUUCCCACCGAAAGUUUAUCGUGUGAAUUGAGGAUUUAUUUGUUUUCUUUUCAGGUGUUAAUGAAACUAUAAUGUUAUCCAGACUGUCGUGAUCUGAAUGUGCUGUUAUGUCAUUCUGUUCCUCCCCCACUGUCCUAGUCAGAUGUGGUGCUUACGAUUGCAAACUGUCGUCUAAGGUUAAGAGAUGCAACAGGUUACACAUUACAGGUAUCGCUCAAAGAUUUCAGCAAUUAAACAGAAAAAAUAUUUGUACUACGUAUUUCUUAAUGAACUGAAAGAAGGUACAUAAAGUCUUGCCACUUGAUAGAUACUACUGUAAUUAGGGAAUUUUGUAUUCAUGUAAAAUAAUUGUAUUCAUCAAUUCAUCAAUGAGAAAACACAAAUUUGUCAACUUGAUGAUCAUAUACUGAAGCAUUCCUGGAAGGUCACUUUUUAGUGUUUAAUCUAUCCAUCUGCACUACCAAAGAGUCUUACAUUGUUAUCAUCAUUCUAAUGAUGGAUCAAUCAUCAGAGACCACAUUUCAAGAGUAAAUGAGCAUGUGCCAUAUUUUAAUUACCCUCUGUAAUUACUCCUUGAUGAUAAAAAUACUUUUUAUCAUCAAGGGCUCACUGUUGUACCUCAAGACCUUAGUGUCAACACUGUAGUUUUAGACUUCAAGAUGUCUCUCUCUCUUUCUCUGUAAGAUUUCAAGUUCUCCCUCAAAUAUGUUAACUGAAGUAAUCCUUUUGUAUAUUAUUUCCUUCAGUAGCGCGUAGUACUCACUUAGACCUACUCUCUGUGCAUGUUCUGAAACACUGGGUCUGGUUUUUGGGGAAUCUGUCUUUUUCCAUUUCCUUUUAUUUUAUAAAGUUUAUUUUAAUGUAUAUCUAAUUCAUUUAUACUUUGCUUGAACUGUUUAGAGGUGGUGGGUAACUCCAGUGGUAUAUUUGGUACUGGUUCAUAACACAGGUAUAUUGUAGUUUUGCUUGACUGAGUAGGCCUAUAUUUGCUUCUAAUCUCUCUCUCUCCAGAUGCUGGUCUUAUAAUUAUAUUAUUUUCUUACUCCGGUUGCAUCUGAUUUUGGGAGUUCAUUUACUGCGUUCACCUAUACUGGUGAAAACUGAGUUCCUUUUUCCUGCGGAUUUUCAUAGUUUUUCUUCUGUUUUUUAUUAGGAGUGAUGUUAGAAGCUCGUGAAAUUCCUUGAAUUUUUUUUUAUAAAUACAUCACGUAAAUGAAUAUCUGAUAGCAUAUAUGUAGGUGCAAAUGUUUUCCAUCAUGAAAUGCUUUUGCUAAUGGAUGAAACUCAUUUUUCGCCAUUAAUAUUGUCUGACGUAGAAUAAUUUUGUACUUUGUGAAACAUAACACAUACUUCUUGAAAGUCAGGCAAUGUGUGAAAUACUCUACUGUAAGCGUAAAAUACUAGUUGAUUGACUGUGUGCUUUUUAAAGCUGAAUGUCUAUAAUAUUGUGUGUGUGUUGUAUGUAUGUAUGUGUACGUAUGUCGCUGCUUGCGUAAUCGUGCUUAUCUCAUGUCACUUAUCUUGUUCAAGAUAAAGGGUAAUUGUUUGUACUCAUGGAUGUCUACUUAACUUGUGAGAAACUGUGUUAGAUUUUAUUACUACCGAAAAAAUCAGAAAUUGCUUA
Molecule: messenger RNA, 5040 nt
Organism: Macrobrachium nipponense
Lineage: Eukaryota; Metazoa; Arthropoda; Malacostraca; Decapoda; Palaemonidae
Product: zinc finger protein 436-like
Exons: 1
Coding region: 783-2732 (649 amino acids)
Source: RefSeq, a predicted model, not a curated record